This is a messenger RNA of Hippocampus comes (tiger tail seahorse), 1351 nucleotides long. Its product is annotated as sialic acid synthase-like. The coding region runs from base 102 to 1163 and encodes 353 amino acids. Gene Ontology annotation, biological process: carbohydrate biosynthetic process. The transcript is spliced from 6 exons. The record is from RefSeq and is a predicted model, not a curated record. Gene Ontology annotation, molecular function: N-acylneuraminate-9-phosphate synthase activity. NCBI's taxonomy places the organism in Eukaryota, Metazoa, Chordata, Actinopteri, Syngnathiformes, Syngnathidae.
ACGCAUCUGCGUCCUUUUCCUUACUGGAACGUCUCCCAUUCAUUACACUUUAUCGCCUCAAGCUUAUAAUUCUCUUCAAAGUUGCCUCGGCUGUCAGCAAAAUGCCUUCAACAUUUGAGCUGUGCCCCGGUAGGAUGAUUGGAGGGGAUCGUCCAUGUUUUGUUAUCGCUGAAAUUGGACAAAAUCAUCAGGGAGACAUUGAGAUAGCCAAGAAAAUGAUCAAAAUGGCAAAGGACUGUGGUGCUGACUGCGCCAAGUUCCAGAAAAGUGAGCUGCAGUACAAGUUUAACAAACGUGCUUUGGAGCGUCCUUACAAGACCAAAAACUCCUGGGGGGAAACCUAUGGUGAGCACAAACGCCACCUGGAGUUCAGCCAUGAGCAGUACAGGGAGCUGCAGAAGUACGCAAAGGAAGUGGGGAUCUUCUUAACUGCCUCAGGGAUGGAUGAGAUGGCGAUAGAGUUUCUCCAUGAGAUUAAUGUCCCUUUCUUCAAAGUGGCCUCCGCAGACGCCAACAACUUUCCUUAUUUGGAAAAGGCUGCCAAGAAAGGACGUCCCAUGGUGAUUUCCAGUGGGAUGCAGUCCAUAGAGACAAUGCGUCAGGUGUACAAGACAGUGAAGGAGCACAACCAAAACUUUGUCAUCCUGCAGUGUACCAGUACCUACCCCCUUGAGCCUCAAGAUGUCAACCUGAGAGUGAUCACAGAAUACCAGAAGGAAUUCCCUGAUAUUCCAAUUGGGUAUUCUGGCCACGAGUCCGGAAUCAGUAUUUCAGUGGCGGCUGUUGCUCUUGGGGCAAAGGUCAUUGAGCGCCACGUCACACUGGACAAGACUUGGAGGGGAAGCGACCAUGCAGCUUCUCUGGAGCCCGCUGAACUGGCCGAGUUGAUUCGUUCCAUCCGACUGGUGGAGCUUGCACUGGGAUGCGGUCUGAAGAAGAGGUUGCCCUGCGAGGAGUCAUUUCAUAGAAAGCUGGGGAAGUCUGUGGUGGCCAAGGUGACAAUCCCCAAAGGAACUGUCCUCAGCUUGGACAUGUUGGCAGUGAAGGUGGCCGAGCCCAUUGGUGUCGACGCUGAAGACAUUUUUCGUCUGGUUGGCAAGAGUGUGAAUGAGGAUGUAAGUGAAGAUGAGACCAUCACACAACAGGUGGUGAACGGCCUUUAGCCAUUUUCUGAUCAUUUUGGUUAACCUGAGGGAGUUCACGGUUGUUACUGCAUAUUCAUUGCACAGGAGUUAGCACCGAAUGUCACAAAUUGUGAAUUAAAUGUACAACUAUGCAUCAACAAGACAUUGUAUACAAAGUCAUUUGUUGCUUUGCUCAUCUGUAUGUAUUAAAUUACUAUUUAAAAAAA